AUGUCUUCCUACUUGCGGGGCUCCGCUAAUUACGUCUGGUCCACGACCAGCAUUUUAGGUAAAGGGGCCACAGCCACCGUCCACCAAGGCGUGAAUAAAGUCAACGGGGAGCCCGUGGCGGUGAAAACAUUCAACCACAUCAGCACGCUUCGACCGCAGGAAAUCCAAUUGCGAGAAUUCGAAGUGCUAAAAUUGGUAAAUCACGAGAACAUCGUUAAACUCCUCGCCAUCGAAGAGGAGCAGGAGAAUAGAGGCAAGGUGAUCGUCAUGGAAUUGUGCACCGGUGGAAGUUUGUUUAAUAUCCUGGACGAUCCCGAGAACACCUACGGAUUAGAAGAAUCCGAAUUCCUGUUGGUUCUGGAGCAUUUGUAUAAAGGAAUGAAGCAUUUACGAGACAAUAAUCUCAUACACAGAGAUUUGAAACCCGGUAAUAUAAUGAAGUUUAUUCGUGACGAUGGUACUACGAUAUAUAAAUUAACCGAUUUCGGAGCUGCUAGGGAACUACAAGAAGGCCAGUAUUUUCAGUCUCUAUACGGAACAGAAGAAUAUUUACAUCCCGAUAUGUACGAAAGAGCCGUUCUAAGAAAACACGCCAAUAAAACCUUCGGUGCUACCAUAGAUUUAUGGUCCAUAGGAGUCACAUUAUACCAUGUAGCUACUGGUAAUUUACCGUUCAGGCCUUACGGAGGCAGAAGGAAUAAGGAGACAAUGCAUUACAUCACAACCAAAAAGACCAGCGGAGUCAUUUCUGGUAUCCAAGCGAAAGAAAACGGGCCGAUAGAUUGGAAACACGAAAUGCCCGAUAAUUGCCAGUUAAGCUACGGUUUGAAAAAGAUCAUUACACCUCUUCUGGCCGGUUUAUUGGAAGCCGAUCACAACAAAAUAUGGUCGUUCGAUAAGUUCUUCAACGAAGUCGAUGUGGUGCUCUCUCGAAAAGUCUUCAACAUAUUCCACGUGAACAAAGUUCAACUCAUCAAAGUGUACGUGUUGCCCGAGGAAAAGUACGAGCACCUCCAAAACUACGUCAAAGAACAAACCGAAAUAGAAGAGGCCAAUCAAAUUCUGAUAUACCAAAACAAUUUGCUGAAGAGCCUCGUGGAGGAUUAUACGUUAUCGAGCGGUUACCCCAAAACCACCAAAGAAGAUCCGCUGUUUUUAUUCAACAAAGAAGACAAUAAUGUUACUGUAGAUCCUUAUCAGGAAUUGCCGAAGUUCAACGAAUUUUCGUCGGUGAUGUCCGUCGAAAACGACGCCGCUCAAGCCAAAUUCGCCUGCAGCAUCGGCCACCAAUGCAAGAGAUUAAUCGAAAAGUAUUCAUUACUAAGCAAAAUCAUCCGAGACUCCGUAGAGUAUUUCACCAAACACAAAAUAUCGGAAUUGAGCCAGCUACACCAGGACACCCAGCACUUGCUCGAGAAGACUUCGAUACUAAAAAAAACCUCCGAUAUCCUCCAGCUAUCGCAGGAGAUGAGCAGCUACAAAAACAAACUAAACUUCUCCAAAAAACUCGAAGAAAUCAGCAAGUACUUCAUCACCGUAUCGGCCGCCGAGGUGACGAAUUUACACAAAGCCCAGUGCAUCGAUAACACGCUGAAGCUCCAAUGGGACAGCACCAGCAGGGACUUGAAGUGCCCCUACAAGACCCGGGCACCCGCCAGAGCCAAAGCUCAAGUCGAGCACCUGCGGGACUCCUGGCAGCAUUUGGUGCGCGAUAGAGCCACGCGGAAUUUGAGCUACAACGACGAGCAGUUCCACAUAUUAGAGCGGAUCAAAAUCACGCAGACUCUGAGCAGGCUCAAAGGGCUGUUCGAGAAGGAGGCGUUUCCGCAGUACAAGGACCUGGCGGAGAAUCUCGGCGAUUGGUACAAAAUGGCUCAAAAUAUUCACCUCAAAUCAGAAAUACAUGAACAUGAUGUUAGAAGGUACGAUGCGAAGUUGGGGGACUUUCAAGAGGAGUUGAACAUCGAGAACGGGGAGUAUACGGAGUAUUUGAAGUCCAACGGUAAAUCGAACAAUUCCCCGAAGAAUAUUAAAAUUAAGAAGAUUAAGAAAUUGUUGACGAAAGAUAUCCUGAUGGAAUGCGAGAGUACUAGGGAAGUGAUCAAUAUGAAUAGCGAUUUGUUGCAGAAACUCAACGAACUGACUUUGAAAAUUGGAAAUAAUACUUCCAUUAAUACUUACAAGGAUACCGGAUGCGCGGAUUGA
Messenger RNA from Phyllotreta striolata, 2205 nucleotides. Lineage: Eukaryota; Metazoa; Arthropoda; Insecta; Coleoptera; Chrysomelidae. The record is from the annotation of a GenBank genome assembly.